Molecule: messenger RNA, 4863 nt
Organism: Entamoeba invadens IP1
Lineage: Eukaryota; Evosea; Mastigamoebida; Endamoebidae
Product: protein serine/threonine kinase, putative
Exons: 1
Coding region: 1-4863 (1620 amino acids)
Biological process (GO): protein phosphorylation
Molecular function (GO): protein kinase activity; ATP binding
Source: RefSeq, a predicted model, not a curated record
AUGAUUUUCCCUUGUAAUGGGAUUAUAUUAUUGGUUUUGUGUAUCGUGAAUACUUCUGGUAAUUUAUCAUGUAAAAAUGGUUAUUAUGUAUUUAAUUCUUAUUGUGAGGAGUGUUUAUCUGGUUUCUUCUGUCCAAAUGGAAAAAACAUUUAUCCGUGUCCACCAGGAACUUAUUCAGAAUUUGAAGGAUCCAUAAAAUGUGAAGAUUGUAAAGAAGGGUUUUAUUCAAUAACAAAUUCUUCUGUUUGUACUUCGUGUGUUUCAGAGACGUGUGCAUCAUGUGAUAGAAAAACUGGUAUUUGUAUGGCCUGUCGUCCAGGAAGUGGGUUUGUGACAAACAUCAAAUGUGAAAAGUGUAUACCUGGUUAUUUUUCAAAUGGAGGAACUGUUUCGUGCUCCCAAUGUGCCCCAAAUUAUUAUUCAUUAGUUGGAUUUCCAAGUUGUACCCCAUGUGAUUCUUUGUGUGCGAAUUGUAGCCAAACCAACGGAAGUUGUCUUUCUUGUUAUAAAGGGUCUCGAUUAUCCGAAGGUAAAUGUGUAGUAUGUCAAGCAGGAACAUUUCAAAGUGGAGACAGUUGUUAUCCAUGUGGUGGUGAUAAUAGUUUUUCUCUCUCGAAUAGUUCGAAGUGCACUUAUUGUUAUAAUUGUACAACAUGUGAAAAAAAAACCGGCCGGUGCACAUCAUGUGAAGAAGGAUAUACCAUAAAUAAUGGUUUGUGUUUGAUUUGUGCAAGUGGCACAUUUUACAAUGAAACAGAAAAAACAUGUCAAAAGUGUCCCAAAGGGACGUAUUCACUAACACCAGGAAGUGCAAAUUGUUUAGAAUGUCCAAUUGGCUCUUACUCUGAUAAUGAAGGAGCAUUAUCAUGUAUUGAAUGUGACGAUUCGUGCAGUGAAAAACAGUGUACUCAAGAGAGUGGAUAUUGCGUUUCAUGUCCAAUGGGUAGUAUCAAAAAUACAAAAAUAUGUUCAGUUUGCAGUGGAGGGACUUUUGCAAAUAUGAAAACAAACACGUGUGAUAAUUGUCCAGCUGGAACUUUUUCAAAACCAAGUUCAAUGGAGUGUACAUCGUGUGAAGAAAACUCUUAUUCACAAGAAAAAUCAGAAACAUGUACUGUAUGUAGUAAUACAUGUAAAAGGUGUGAUAAAACAAGUGGAAAGUGUAUUACUUGUGUAGAUGGGUAUGGCUUGGAUAGUUCUAAAAAAUGUAUGAUAUGUACAAUUGGUACUUUUUCUUUGGAUUCUGAAUGUACCGAAUGUGGUGAUGGUUUUUAUCAAAACAAAGAUGGACAAAAUGCUUGUAAACAGUGUAACUCUUCGUGUACUUCUUGUAGUAAAAACGAAGGAAAAUGUUUUAAUUGUAAACCUGGAUAUGGUUACAACUAUGGUCAAUGUACACUUUGUGGUGAAAAUCAAUAUUCACUUGGUUAUACUUCUCCAUGUUUUCCAUGUCCAAUUGAUUGUAAUAAUUGUAGUCGAGAAAGUGGAGUUUGUACAACAUGUCAACCUGGAUACAAGGAGACAACAAACGAAUUAUUCAAAAAAUGUGUUUCUUGUUCUUCAAAUAGCAAUUGUUUUUCUUGUGAUUCAAACGAAAAUGAAUCACAAAGAGAAUGUGCCGAAUGUUCAAGUGGAUAUUACUUAGACGAUAACACGUGUUUGACAUGCGCAAAUAUACCUUCAUGUGUUGAGUGUUCAACAACUAAAAAAGAGUGUUAUUCAUGUGAUAAUGAUUUAAUAACAAAUGGAACUCAAUGUAUUUCUUGUGUUACAGGAAAAGUAAAAACAAACAAAAAAACGUGUUUAGAAUGUUAUCUAGUUAUUGACUAUUGUCAACUUUGUGAAUAUAACAACGGAAGUCCAGAAUGUACAACGUGUUAUUCUCCUUAUGUCGUUGAAAAUAGAAAAUGUGUUUUGUCAUAUACAAAUGAGACUCAUUAUAAUUACGAAACAAAUAAUAAAACAUUGAAUGAGAAUGCGUGCCUCCUUCAAGUAAAUUCUUCGUGUUUUUCUUGUGAUAUAAAUGAUUAUUUACAUGAAGAGAUGUGUGAAAAUAAAGAUACAAAUUGCCACAAAUACUCCAAAACAACUUGUGAAAUAUGUGAAUCUAAUGUUAUAACAACAAAUGGAAAUUGUUCAUUAAACGAAGAAUGCAAAUAUCAAUUAACUCAAAAUGAGAACAAAACUUGUUUGAUAUGCAACAAUAACACGGAUUGUGGACUUCAUGUUACAAAUUGUAAAUAUACACAAAAUGAGUUUUGUUAUUUAGCAACUCAAAAUUAUUACACAACUUAUGAAAAAUUUGGUCAAACCAAAUCAUGUGAAAAUGCAGAAAUUUGUCGAAUGGAAAAUGGCAAAUUGGUUGACUUUACUUGCAAUGAUAAUUUUGUGUUAACUCCAAAUAAAAAAUGUGUUACAGAUACAAAGUGUCAAAUAAUAAGAGGAAGUGACUGUGUUAUGUGCGAUAAAGACAAUCACAUGAAUAAUAGUGUUUGCAUUGCAAACAAUGAAGAUUGUUUAAUUCAAAACAAAGACACGUGUAUUUUAUGUAACAAUAAAAUGACAGUUAAAGGAAAUUGUGUUUCAAUAGAUUCUAUUCAAUGCAAAGAUUUUAGUGAUAAUAUUUGUAAAUCGUGUGAAGAAACUUAUUAUAAAGACGUUGAAGGGUGUGUAACUAAAGUGGGCAAAUAUGACAAUUGCCGAUUUGUCAACGUCGUUUUGAAUUCUUGUUAUGAGUGCACCAAACCGUUUCUACUUAUCAAUAAUACAUGUGUAACACAAAGUGAAGAAAAUGACACAACAAAUGUUAAUUCAUCACUAAAAACAGCGAGUGAAUACAACGACAAUUGUAUUGAAAGAAGUUCUAAAGGGUGUUUCAAAUGUUCCGAUGGUUUUUAUUUGCACAAUUCAAAUUGCGUUUCCUGUAAAUCUCCAUGCUCUUAUUGUUCCAACGAAACGUAUUGUACAAAAUGUGGUAAAUAUUCAUAUGCAACAAAUGGUAAAUGUGUGGAAAUAAAUGAAUUAUUGAGUACUUGUGAUGUGAUGAUGUCAACAUAUGACGGGUGUGUUGUUUGCAAAGAUGGGUAUAUGCGAUCCUCAGAUGGCAAGAAAUGUGACAAGUGUGACAUCUCUUGUAAAACAUGUUCGAAUGAUGGGAACUGUUUUAUUUGCAAUGACACGUAUUAUAGAACUCCAAAUAAUAUAACAAAAUAUUGCAAUUCACAAGAUGAACUUACAAAUUGUGUGAAUAAAACGACAAAUGGGUGUACGCAAUGUGAAGAUGGAUAUGCAUUAAAAGAAAAUUUGUGUAAAAAAUGCGGCGAAAAUUGUACUUUUUGUGAUAAAUAUUUUGAGUGUUCCAAAUGUGAAAAUGACAACAUUUUAAUUAACAAUAAAUGUAUGCACUAUUCGCAAAUACAAAACUGCAUUUCUUCUCAAAAUUCCGUUUGUUCAAAAUGUUCAGAUGGUUAUAAACUCAGUGGUGACAAACUUGAAUGCAGUAAAAAGACCAAUUAUGGAUUAGUCAUAGUAUUACCAAUUAUGUGUAUUGUUGUAAUAUUAUUUAUAAUUAUCUUAUUAAUAACAAUCAUUUUAAUAAUAUUCAAUAAGAAGAAAGAAAAUAUAUUAACAGAGAAUAUCUGUAUCUUUAAGAUGAAGCGCUCUAAUAUUAUAAUGACUAAAUUAAGUGAUGACAUUUUAUCAAACAAACAAGAAAUUAUGUUUGGUGAUGACAGUGAUAGAAUACACAUUGAAUGUGAAAGUCGUGAAUUGUUUUGUGUUGGUAACAACAAAAAAGUAAAUAUGAAACUUCAAAUCACCACAAAAGAGGGGUGUGACAAAUAUUCGAUACGGACAGAGCCACAAUUAGUCACACUUAAGAGUGGAGAAGCGUGCGAAUUCGAAGUCUUUUUAACACCAUUUUGCACUAUGAAUUUGUGUGAUGAAAUAAUGAUAAUCUCACUGGACUUAAUUAACGGGAAGAAGGAAACAACUUCUGUUAAAAUAAAGGCACAAACAGAAAAUUCAACACGACUGGAUUACGACGAGUUGAUAGAAGACAAGAAACUUGGCGAAGGCUCCUUUGGAAUAGUUUACAAAGGAAAGUAUCAAGGAAACAUAGUUGCAAUAAAAAAGAUGAAAGAAACAAAUCACGACGAUAAGAAUCAAAAAAUUGAAUUUAAAAAGGAAGUUGAGAUGUUAGACAAAUUCAGAAGUGAGUAUAUCGUCCAUUUCUAUGGCGCCGUGUUCAUACCAAAGAAGGAAUGUAUGGUCACUGAAUUUGCUCAAUUUGGGUCUUUAAAAGAUUUAAUGAGAAGAAUGAAAGAUGUUGAUAUUAGAAUGAAAUUGCGAGUUAAAAUGAUGUUAGACUGCUCUAAAGGAAUACUUUAUUUACAUUCAAAUGAUAUAUUACACAGAGAUAUUAAGCCGGAUAAUUAUCUAAUAUUCUCUUUGGAUAUUAAUGACUGUGUAAAUGCUAAAUUGACUGAUUUUGGAAGUAGUAGAAAUGUAAAUAUGUUGAUGACGAACAUGACAUUCACUAAAGGCAUUGGAACACCAAAAUAUAUGGCGCCUGAAGUUCUUGACAAAAAGAAAUACAAGAAGGCCGCUGAUGUUUACUCUUUUUCUUUAACUAUGCUUGAAAUAGCUAUGUGGAAAGAAGUGUUCCGAAAAGAUGACAAAGACUUCAAAUAUGCUUGGAACAUUGCAGAUUUUACAAGUAGUGGAAAGCGUUUGCAUAUUCCGGAUAACGUUCCAAUGGAAUUGACUAGUUUGAUAACAUCAAGUUGGACACAAGACCCACUUGAAAGAGCAAAUAUCAAUAUUGUGGAAAUUGGACUUGAAAAGUUUUAUAACACAAUUUAA